AAAAGACGGGACUUCUCCUGAAGCCCUCACUAAAGUUUUCAAAGCGCAAAAACCCUCCUCACUCGCAGCCAGGCAGCCCUCCCUCUCUCCAAUCCAUUACCGAAGCUUAUAGAGGUGAUACAGCCUUGGCAACGCAGGCACAAGGCACCGCUGCGCAAGAAAAGAGCAAUCCAGGACGCGGGAUAUUCUGUCUGCAGCCUCCUAAAACCAAAAAUGAAACCUCAGUUAUUUGUUCUAGAUCUGAUAUUUCUGUGCAUAUCUUGCGGAGCAAGUGCAUUGGCAACGACUAUUCCUACUGUGUCCACGUCCUCGCCAGCAGCCACCAAUUUCACCAAUCUUGGUGCAGCGCACAGCUAUGGAACAGACUCCACGACUAUUUCUAAAACCAGGAGGAAGCGUUAUAUUAGUCAGAAUGACAUGCUUGCCAUUCUUGAUUACCAUAAUAAAGUGAGAGGGAAAGUGUUCCCCCCAGCAUCCAAUAUGGAAUACAUGGUGUGGGAUGACACUCUAGCUAAGACGGCUGAGGACUGGGCUCAUGCCUGCCUGUGGGAGCAUGGGCCACCUCACCUCCUCAGGUUCCUGGGUCAAAACCUCUCUGUCAGGACAGGACGCUAUCGAUCCAUUCUUCAGCUGGUGAAGCCAUGGUAUGAUGAGGUCAAAGACUACUCUUUUCCAUAUCCCCGUGACUGCAACCCUCGAUGCCCUCUCAGAUGCUAUGGACCCAUGUGUACCCAUUAUACACAGAUGGUGUGGGCCACAUCCAAUAAAGUUGGCUGUGCUGUUCACACAUGCCACAAUAUGAAUGUAUGGGGUGCAGUAUGGAAGCGGGCAACAUAUUUAGUUUGCAACUAUUCACCUAAGGGUAACUGGAUCGGAGAGGCGCCCUACAAAGUAGGCGUGCCCUGCUCUGCCUGCCCCCCCAGCUACGGGGGCUCCUGCAGCAACAACAUGUGCUUCCCCGCUCUCAAGACGAACUACCUGCACUGGUUCAAAUAAACACAGGUUUCCUCCUGACAUAAGCUGACAACCUACAGUACCACAGAGACAUUACUUUAAUCCCGUAAGGAUUUGCACAACAGUCGUGGACCACACUAUUUUGUAUAUAUGGGCUUAUUUAAAGACACAAACACACAUUUGAAGGCAGCAGACAAUUAAGCGUUGAUGACUUGUAAAUAAACUGUAAAUUAAUUUGUUACUAUUUUAAUUGAUGAAAUAUAAUUUAUAUGUAAAAUGGGUCCUUAAACACAGUUCAUACUGUAUGUGAUGCUGCAUACACUUUUGUUUUUACUAUGUUUGUUUACCAUUGACAAUGUGGUAAUUAAGGACAUAACACCAUCAUAGCUGCUCAUACCUGCUCACAUUGGUGCUACAGGCAUCACACCCUCAUGUUGUGUGCUCUGCCUUCACAGGAAUGUUGUGAUAUACAGAUCAAAGCUUUUGACCUCAGAGGGAGAACCUACACUGGCGGUGUCAGCUUCGUAGCUGCUGUUGACCCCGCAGUAGGUUACAAACGUUGUACUCGAGUCUAUUGCAGUUUCCAUUUCUAUCUUACAACAAAUUGGCAAAAAGUUUGUUGACAAAAGUGCACUUACUGUAAUCCAAAAGCAUGUAAUAGCUAUAUACAAAAUGAAUAUACAUCAAUGAGACAGGGACGUCUUCAUUUCACACACCUCUGUUGUCAAAAGUUUGUUUCUUCAUUCACACAGUGCAUUUGCAGUUUUAAUCUGCACUGAUGAGGUUGUGUUUAAUUUCAUCCUUUGGGGUAUUUCACAGGCUUCAUUCACACUUCUAACUCACUCUUAAUAUUUAUGCUAGAGAGAGCACAUACAAUAAAUAUGACCCACAUAUCUGUUCUAUAAUCGUAUUCGCUAUAGUGUAUAUUGGUACAUGUGUAUACCAGUAUAUAUAAAUGUCAUGGGAUAUUGGACAAAUGCAGUGUUUGUAUGUUGAAAUGAUCUUUUCACUGAUGUUGUAGCUAGGUUUUGGAGUUAGGCACUCAAGUGCACCUUAAUUGAUUGUAAAUUUCCAAAAUAGCAGGAAAUUAUUAUUUUUUUGUACAUGUAGAUAAUCAUUACACCUUGACUAUCCUUAAACUUCAAGUAUUCUAUAAGUUAUUCAUUUUUAUAUGGGAAAAUAUUUAAUUGAUAUUAAUUUUUUGUAUUGUUUUGUAAAAGGAUUGUACAUAUAUGUAUACAAUUUAAAGGUACUGAAUAAUGGUUCAUUUGCAUGUCAACAUUUAUAAUGGUGAAGGAAAUUUACCACAAUGUAAAUGAACUGGGUAGAAUUAUAUGAAUUAAGCACUAGCGCAAUAUUGGUAAGUAAAUGCUUCAACUCUUUUGACUUGGCAAGUGGAUCAAAAUUCCCUUUUAAAUCGGGACAGUUUCUCAAUACUAUCCAACACUGAGAAGUACUUAAGCACAUAUCUGCAGUGUAAUGAAAACAUAUUCAAGAAGACACACAAAGUUGACUUUUAGUGGGAAAUAAUCCAUUACAAGACUAAAUAUAACAUUUUCCGCACUGACUGUAUUUAAAUCAACAUCAACAACAAGCUAUUUAUGCAGUGAACUGCGUUUUUCUUGUUGUGUUUUGUAUUUGUAAUAAAAUUGUCUAUUUUGAA
This is a messenger RNA of Lates calcarifer (barramundi perch), 2617 nucleotides long. RefSeq names its product peptidase inhibitor 15a (gene pi15a). Gene Ontology annotation, cellular component: extracellular region. The coding region runs from base 214 to 996 and encodes 260 amino acids. Lineage: Eukaryota; Metazoa; Chordata; Actinopteri; Centropomidae. The transcript has 6 exons. The record is from RefSeq and is a predicted model, not a curated record.